Messenger RNA from Frankliniella occidentalis (western flower thrips), 1008 nucleotides. RefSeq names its product zinc finger CCCH domain-containing protein 13-like. The record is from RefSeq and is a predicted model, not a curated record. The annotation marks the transcript as partial. The transcript has a single exon. Lineage: Eukaryota; Metazoa; Arthropoda; Insecta; Thysanoptera; Thripidae.
AUGGCUCAUAUGACGAGAGAGCGUGAUCGUGAGAGGAGUCUAAACAGUAAUGAUCGAGACAGAGGUCGAGAGUAUGAUCGAGACCGAAGUCGAGACCAUGAUCGAGACAGAGGUCGAAAUUAUGAUCGGGACAGAAGUCGAGAUUAUAACCGCGACAGAAGUCGAGACAGAAGUUUAUACAGAGAUCGUGACCGCGGUCAAGAUAGAGAUCGUGACCGCGGUCAAGACAGAGAUCGUGACCGCGGUCAAGACAGAGAUCGUGACCGCGGUCAAGACAGAGAUCGUGACCGCGGUCAAGACAGAGAUCGUGACCGCGGUGAAGACAGUGAUCGAGCAAGAGAUGAAGACAGAGAAAGAGACAGAAAAGAACGCUUCAGAAGCCGCAGGGGACGGCCGCCCAUAGGCAGCAGAGAAUGGCCCAACAGAGAAGAACAACGUCUUAGAGACGAUGAAAGCCCCCGAGAGGAUCGAGACCUUCGAGAGGAGCGGAGCCAGAAAGAGUCCCGGGAAGAAGGUGAACUCAGCGACUCCCGAGAAAAACUUGACCCCCGCGAUGGGCAAGGUGCGCCACUUAGCCGGGACCGUCGAGACGACCAGCCUGAACGAGGUCCAGGGCCAAGCACCGUCAGCCCUCGCGAGCCUCGGCGAGAAAGUGAACCGGGUGCUGGCACUGCUGGCUCCUCCAGCAGAGCCCCCAACAAGCCUCCAGCCGCGCCGCAGUCAACGCCAACGUCCUCGAGAAGCAACGCGUCGGCGCAGUGGGACAGUAGCCUGCGAAAGACCAGUAAACCCUUCGCUGGCUACUCAAAGAACACCCAGAACACCUUGAUGCAGGGGCGGCGAGGCAUCAAGAAGCGCCUCGCGAACACCCCCACCCAGUACUUCACCCUCGGCGUGGACCGCAGCGCCCGCGCGCAGCCCAUCAUGCGGCCGGAGGAGCGCAAGGGUGCCGCGCCGGCCGUGCGCCGCAAGUCCGCCACCCAGCCCGCCGACCUGCCCACCGACGAC